Molecule: messenger RNA, 873 nt
Organism: Schistocerca gregaria
Lineage: Eukaryota; Metazoa; Arthropoda; Insecta; Orthoptera; Acrididae
Exons: 3
Coding region: 21-557 (178 amino acids)
Source: RefSeq, a predicted model, not a curated record
CAAGACGGGUAACAUCUGCGAUGGCAACGUCCGGACCCAAUGAAGAGAAUGCGGUGAUCGACGCAUUGAGUCUUGAGGAAAUUUUGGUCUCCUCAAUGAAGAGUAUCCACUUAGAUGCAGCCAACAAAGACAACAAGAAGGACGAGGACAUCACUGGUGCGUCGCCGAGGGCGCGCCGGCGCCAGUUCAAGCGGUGCGGCGACGAGGAGCGGCUGUCACUGCUGAAGGAGGCCCAGAGAAACUGCCGGAAGCUGAAGAACGGGGCCCACAUGCGGCUGUACGUGCGAGAGCUGACGGCGUACGUGUGGAGCUGUCCGCUCAGCUUGCGGAAGGCACUCGAGGAGGCGGGCGUGUCGAAGAAGGAGGCGCGCCGUAAGGCGAAGGACCCGAAUCUGGUGGUGCAGCCGAGCCGGCCCGCCACCAACGGCUACAUGGGACGGGCGAGCAUCUGGGCCCCGGAGGGCUUCAACCCGCUACUCGACCUGAGCCACCUGCUCAGCAGCCCCGAGCCGCAACAGGACGAGGGGCACCACGGCGGCGACGGGGCCCUCAAGUGAUUUCUUCACCACUCUGCAGUCCCCGACAAAUCUCCACACGCAGCGUCCUACAAGGGAAUCCCUGCGUGAAAUCGUUAACGCACUGAGCGUGACCACCGCCGUAUCAGACUUUUCAACAGGCCCCACUGCUUCAAAACAAAACAAAGAAAGUGAAAACCACCUCAGUUACUGUCAAUUUCGGGCUACCUUACCCAAAUAAUUCCAUUCUCAUUAACUUGUUGAGCAGCAACACAGCAAGACACAAGUUGUAAUGACAACGAAUGCAUAGUUGCACAUAAUACUGAAACAGUGUUAAAUAGCGCUAAUUUGUAUGAAC